GUCGUGGCCUCGGGGAAAAACAGUCGAGGAUAUCACUACAUCCUGGCUAAUCUAGGUUUCUCCAACGCAAGUCUAGAGAAGGUGUUCUCCGGCGGUGCCAACAUCACCGCAUUUCACAUCAUCGACCCAAAUAACCCCAUAGUACAGCAGUUCCUCCAGCGAUGGGACAAACUGGACGAAAGAGAGUUCCCUCAGGCCAGGGACACACCGCUCAGAUACACCUCUGCACUGACCCAUGAUGCUGUGUUGGUGAUAUCAGAGGCGUUUCGGUAUUUGCGUCGUCAGCGUGUGGAUGUUUCUCGUCGUGGCAGCGCCGGAGACUGUUUAGCAAAUCCAGCUGUUCCCUGGAGUCAGGGGAUCGACAUCGAGAGGGCACUGAAGAUGGUCCAGGUUCAGGGAAUGACUGGAAAUGUCCAGUUUGAUUCUUUUGGACGUCGUACGAACUUCACCAUCGAUGUUUACGAGAUGAAACCUGGUGGAGCCAGAAAGAUGGGGUACUGGAAUGAAUUAGAGAAGUUUGUUUACGUAUCAGAGCUGCAGGUGACGAACGAAUCGUCUUCAAUGGAAAACCGCACGAUUGUCGUCACCACCAUCAUGGAAGCUCCGUAUGUGAUGUAUAAGAGGAAUUACAUGCAGCUGGAGGGAAACGAUCGGUACGAAGGCUACUGCGUGGAUUUAGCGUCUGAAAUCGCCAAACAUGUCAGAAUUAAGUACAAACUGUCCGUCGUAUCUGACGGGAAAUACGGAGCACGGGAUCCGGAGACUAAAACGUGGAACGGGAUGGUGGGAGAACUGGUGUACGGGAGGGCGGACAUCGCCGUGGCUCCUCUGACCAUCACGCUGGUGCGUGAGGAGGUGAUCGACUUCUCCAAACCCUUCAUGAGUCUCGGAAUCUCCAUCAUGAUAAAGAAGCCACAAAAGUCGAAGCCCGGUGUGUUCUCGUUCCUCGACCCGCUGGCGUACGAGAUCUGGAUGUGCAUCGUGUUCGCGUACAUCGGCGUGAGCGUCGUUCUCUUCCUCGUCAGCCGGUUCAGUCCGUACGAGUGGAACACCGACAUCGCAGACGAGGUGAAGGAUCCGCAGGCUCCACCCGAUCCACCCAACGACUUCGGCAUUUUUAACAGUCUGUGGUUUUCUCUCGGAGCCUUCAUGCAGCAAGGAUGCGAUAUCUCACCAAGGUCUCUGUCAGGUCGUAUAGUGGGAGGGGUGUGGUGGUUCUUCACUCUGAUCAUCAUCUCGUCUUACACGGCUAACCUGGCGGCGUUCCUCACCGUGGAGCGGAUGGUGUCUCCCAUCGAGAGCGCUGAAGAUCUCGCCAAGCAGACGGAGAUCGCGUACGGAACGCUCGACUCCGGUUCCACUAAAGAGUUCUUCAGACGCUCUAAGAUAGCGGUGUUUGAGAAGAUGUGGUCGUACAUGAAGUCGGCCGAGCCGUCGGUGUUUGUGAAGACGACUCCGGAUGGUGUGGCUCGCGUCAGGAAGUCGAAGGGGAAGUUUGCGUUCCUGCUGGAGUCCACCAUGAACGAGUACAUCGAACAACGCAAACCAUGCGACACCAUGAAGGUCGGCGGGAACCUCGACUCCAAGGGCUACGGAGUCGCCACGCCCAAGGGCUCGGCAUUAAGAAGUGCUGUGAACCUGGCUGUGUUAAAGCUGAACGAGCAGGGCCUGCUGGACAAGCUGAAAAACAAGUGGUGGUACGACAAGGGGGAGUGUGGCAGCGGGGGAGGGGACUCCAAGGAUAAGACGAGUGCGCUGAGUCUCAGUAACGUGGCUGGUGUGUUCUACAUCCUGGUCGGGGGUCUGGGACUCGCUAUGACGGUGGCGCUAGUUGAGUUUUGCUACAAGUCUCGUCAGGAGACCAAACGGAUCCGACUGCUCAAUCCCGCUCAGAACUUUAAGCACACUCUUCCGGCCGGCGCGCAGGGCUUCACCACCUACAGGGAGGGCUACAACGUCUACGGCACCGAGAGCGUCAAGAUCUAGCACUCGCCAGCGUGCGUAUCGCAGAACUCCCUCCCCGGAUGCAGGAGGUCUUUUGGAGGUCCGAUUCUCAGCGACUGCUUUUAACAGGAUAGGAUACACCCCUUUGAGAUUGGCUCCUCCCACCACUUUAAUCUCCUCCCCUUGGAUCUGCUGAAACCCUAGCAAUUGCGCUCAGAUUCUGCAAUAUCUCUCGGUGCCUUACAGGAGACACGUUAACUCGGAACAUUCUACAGAGCUUCCUCUCCAAUCCAAACUUCCUGUCCACCCCAGAGCACUUCCUCUUCACUCUCCAUCUGCUCAUCUCCACCGUUGAACCGUUUAUUCACUUUAUUCUCACUCGCUGUCAGUUCUGCUGAGAUUUUCUUCUCGGUCUGAAGACUCCAGAUUGCUUCAUCUCCACCCAGAGCUUCACUUCACUGCAGAACCCGAGAACAGCGCAGAGCAGCGCUUCCUGAACUCGGGGUCAUGACCUCACGUACAGUCGCUUGAUUUAGAAACGGGGUUACAGAGAGAAUCUCACAAUCUUUUUUCGUUUGAUUUGUGUAUUUUACCGAGUAAUAUUAGAAAUACUGAAGACACAUUUUGUGUGCUAAUGCUUUGAGUCACAUUCAGACAAACCACGUUUAAAUGUGAAAAGUUUAGCAAUAAAUACGAAUAAAUUUCCCCAUCUAUCUACUCCCGCUAACUCCUCAACUGGCCUCAUUUAUCAAACUAGAUAAGUCGGAUAAAUUACAUUUGAAAUAAGAAAUUUGUUAUUUGUGAAAACGUUCGUGUCCUACUUGUGCUCCUAAGCGUGUGUAAAUUAACCCCUAAAAAAGACGAACUAAAAUAAACCUUGAAUUAAUCGACUUCAGAUCAUAUAAUCUGCAUGGAUCACUGCACUUUUAUAUCCGGAAUAUUCUGUGGAGUUUAAACUCGCUUAUUAUAAUAAUAAUAAUAACAAUGUUAUGAAAUAUUUUUAUUGGUAUAGAAGUGAGUCAAAAUAACUCCCACUUCUGUCUCCACUGUUGUGUUUACCCGAUUGUUCAUGUCGUGCUCCCAGCUGUCUGCACACUUGACCUUUUAUGGAGUUCUGUGGGCGUGGCUACAUGUAAAAGAGCUUUACUGGUGAUUAACAUACACACACGAGUACAAAGAAAUCCAGCUUUUCCAAAACUUUAUAAAUCCAGCAGAAAGUUUGGCCAAAAUGAUGUUGAUAAAUGAGGUUUAGGUUUCUGGUUUAGGUCAGCUCCCAGAAAUACGCGAAAACUUUUCGUGAAUACGGAUUCACACUCGUGAUGGUAAAUAAGGACUUACAGAACAUUCAGAAUGUCCAUUUGGGGUUGUUGGUCUUAAAAGUUUGGGAACCGUUGUUCUAGAGCGAUCUCCAUCAUCUCCACUCCACAGCAGUUCGUUAGAGUUUAUGGAUCUCCUCCAGAUCUUCGUGUUGUAGAGCGUUUCAUCCAUACGUCGUAGUGCUUCAUGUCAACUCCAGAGCUGUUCUCCACAAUGCUAGGGUUCUAGAGCGCCUCGCUUCAGCAUCAUCUCUAAUCAUCUCUAGAGCAGGUCAGUUCUAAUCCGCAGUGCUUCCAGACCCGUCCCGCUGAACAGACACGGUGGAUAAACGAGGUGAACGUUAAACUGGUUUUGGUCUAACUUUUAUUUCUCUCUCUCUCUCUGUCUCUUCCCUUUAGAUAAGAAUGGUACACUGAAAAGAGUGUUUCAAUCACAGCUUGUAGAGUUCGUUAUAAUUAUUUUAGUUGAAUGAAUUUUAAAUUAAGAGACCAUGACUGAAAUCUUUCAAAUGAAAACAUAAAUACCACAAUGUGUUUGUGUUCAAGAAACGUGAAAGUGUGUCUCUAGUUUUAUAAAUCAGCAGGAAAUGAAUCUUAAAAGUAUAUUUAUUUAGGGAAAUUUUUAUAAAUACUCUGUUAAUUAUUUAUUAGAUAAAGUUGCAUGUCAGAGGUCAGAGUUGUGAAAGGUCAAAGGUCAUCCUCUUAGUCUUCUGUAUAAUCUAGAAAAGCAUUGACUCCCUGCAUGAGCACCUGCACUAAGGUUUAAUUUCAUUAUAUUUUGUUAAAUAAAGAUUAGAAUGUGAAAGUUUCUCACGUGUAAUAAAUUUUGUAAAUCUGGACAGACGGACGGACGGACAGACAGACGGACAAACGAUGCUAAACUGGAGGCUAUUACUUGUGCAGUUCUGCACUUCUCCGCGAGGUGGCGGUUCACCUCUUGCUCACAGUGUGGCAGGUUAAACACCUGUCUGAUAUUUUAUGGGAAUAAAAACACAACAUGGUGAAAAUAAAACAGAAUAAAAUCACAAGUUUUAUGCCAUAAUAUACAUGAUAUAAUAUUAUUAUAUAUUUAUUUUGAUUUAAACCGAGUGUUUGUGUAUUUCUGCUUCUGACAGCUGUAAUAAAUGUGAAGGCGCAGUUCCACUUUCGGCCAUGCGGUAGUGCUGUUUCUCCAUCAAUAAUCAUUAAAUGUGUCGGUUUUCAUCUAUAAAGACUUAAAUCAUCAUCAGUUUAUUCAGAAACUUCACUUUCAAUUACACACAAUCAUCAUUAAUGAUAAUCAACACCCUGUGUGUGUGUGUGUGUGUGUGUGUGUGUGUGUGUGUAUUGAUCAGUGAUAGGCUGUGUGAUUGAGUUACUGAUCAAGUGUUACCAUAGCAACGUAGUGCAGGAGGUACAUCCCUAGACGAUUUGCUUUUGUAUCAGUCACCUUCAACAGCGACGAGAUUCUAAACCCAGCUGCGUCACCUCCACCUCCUUCCUACAGAGAGGGUUAGAGUUAGAGACUCUCACAUCUGAUAGAGAAUCAACUUAAAGUGGUUUUAAUGAGUGCAGCUAUGCGGCACUUCAACUAACAAACACACACAAACACA
Ictalurus punctatus (channel catfish) is the source of this 4852-nucleotide messenger RNA. RefSeq names its product glutamate receptor, ionotropic, AMPA 3a. Gene Ontology annotation, molecular function: transmitter-gated monoatomic ion channel activity involved in regulation of postsynaptic membrane potential; AMPA glutamate receptor activity. Gene Ontology annotation, biological process: modulation of chemical synaptic transmission; monoatomic ion transport; synaptic transmission, glutamatergic. The record is from RefSeq and is a predicted model, not a curated record. Lineage: Eukaryota; Metazoa; Chordata; Actinopteri; Siluriformes; Ictaluridae. Gene Ontology annotation, cellular component: plasma membrane; postsynaptic membrane; AMPA glutamate receptor complex.